AUGCCAAAAACGAGGUCUCAGAGGAAUGCCGAUGGAUCCAAGGGAAAUGGAGGAAGCGGUCCCCAUCAGUCUGCCCGGAGUCCGACCCCUGGAGGCGAGGGUGCGGGACCCUUACGGAUCCCGCCUGAGCAAUUGGUUCAGGCGGUAGCAGGGAACCUGCCCACUUUUGAGGCCAUUGUGAAUUACCUCAGGGGGCAGACGGGAGGACAUCUGGGCCAGGGGCCAAAGAACUCGGAGGAGGGUCCAACCGAGUCCAGGACUGGGAGCCCUAACCCCCAGCUCAAGCGAGUGCGCCGGGAGCCCACGCGCGAACACAUUGACAUCGGGGAGCCCUCUCACAAGCACUCCCGAACUGAGCAUCCGGAGCCUGUCCGGAGGUACUCUAAGGAUGAGCUCUCGCCUCGGAAAGAGCAGCUCCAGGUGCAGGACGAGCUGGACCUGCUCUUGGACACAGAGGCGGAUAAGUACAUCGCUUCCCCUUUCGUGCCCGAUAUUGAGGACUAUCCGUUGCCUGCGAAGUUCAAGAUACCUAGCAUGAAGUCUUACGAUGCGACCACGGAUCCGGAGGAUCGCUUGUUUGCCUUCCUGACCCAAAUGCGUCUGCAAACUGCUGCAAAUGCGGUCAGGUGCAAGACUUUCCCAAUGUUUUUGGAGGGUAAGGCACGUCAAUGGUUCCAGGGACUUCCCCCCAGGUCCAUUCGGUCCUUUGUCCAGCUCGCUCGACUGUUUGCGGCCCAGUUCGUCUCAUCGCAAGCCUUCUCCAAAAGCACGGCGCACCUGAUGACUAUCCAGCAAAGGCCUGAGGAAUCCUUACGUGAGUACAUGGUGCGUUUCAAUAACGAGUCCCUUCAGGUUCGAGAUCGCGAUGACAAGGUGGUCAUGGCUGCCUUCAUCAAUGGGCUGCGCAAACAGAAGCUCUACAUCGAGCUCGUGGAGAAACCUCCCAAGUCAGUGCAGGAAAUGCUAGACCGAGCUCAUGAGAAGGCCAAUGCGGAGGAAGCCAACCGUCUUAAAAGUGCCCAGGAAAGAUUAAGGGAUGACAAGCGCAGGAGGGGCGCCGACCAGGGGGAGGCACGGCCUGGCUCGGGAAGGAAAAACGCUUAUGACCGCCUCCCCAGGAGCCGUCCAAUGGGAGGAGACAAAUCCUGGACCAGCCUCACGGCACCUCGAGCUCGGGUGCUCGCAGUGAUGGAACAGGAGGGGCUCUCCCGACCUCCUCGACCUUUGGCUGGGGACAAAAGUAGACGGGACCAAGGUCUGUUUUGCGCUUAUCAUCGAGAUGUGGGGCACGACACAGAGGACUGCCGCCACCUUAAGAAAGAUGUUGAAAAACUGAUCAAACGGGGCCACCUCGGGCAGUUCAUACGAGAUGACCGAGCUGACCAGCCACGAGGGAGACCCAGGUCGGAACGUCCGAGCUACCACCGGGAUCGACCUCAGGGGCCUCAUGGUCGAACUCCUGAGCAGGAAGCACAGAAUCUAGCAGGGGUGAUUAAUACUAUUGCAGGAGGACCGGCUGGCGGGGAUAGUCACACAGCUCGGCGGCACAAUCGACCUUCCCCCGCGGGGGAGAGUUCGGCCAAGCGAUUGAAGAUGUACGAGGAAAUUAUCUACGGACCUGAGGACGCAGUCCCUCUGGCCUCCAACAAUCAUGAAGCUAUUGUGAUAGAAGUUAUCACCUGUAAUUACAAAGUGAGGAAGUUAUACAUAGACAACGGAAGUGCUAUAGACGUGCUGUAUUACAAGACUUUUAAGGAGCUGCAGCUGGAGGAUAGACAGCUCGUCCCGAUUCGGACUCCAUUGAUCGGGUUUGCAGGCCCUCCCGUGAGGCCGGAAGGAAUGAUCACUCUCAUGGUUACGGUGGGAGUAUCCCCGAAGUGCCGAAUUGUUCCGGUAAACUUCGCGGUGGUUAAGGAGCCGUCGUCGUACAAUAUGAUUCUGGGACGGCCCACACUGAAUGCCCUCCGAGCUGUUUGCUCCACGUUGCACCUCAGCAUGAAGUUUCCUACUCCUGAGGGGGUGGCUGAGGUGCUCGGGGAUCCAGAGGUGGCCAGGGCAUGCUACAUUGCCACCCUCAAGGGCAAGGAGAAGUUGGUAGCUCAAACAGUUUGCUUAGAGCCCUGA
Molecule: messenger RNA, 2124 nt
Organism: Coffea arabica (coffee)
Lineage: Eukaryota; Viridiplantae; Streptophyta; Magnoliopsida; Gentianales; Rubiaceae
Source: RefSeq, a predicted model, not a curated record